Rhodamnia argentea is the source of this 552-nucleotide messenger RNA. RefSeq names its product BON1-associated protein 1-like. The transcript has a single exon. The record is from RefSeq and is a predicted model, not a curated record. NCBI's taxonomy places the organism in Eukaryota, Viridiplantae, Streptophyta, Magnoliopsida, Myrtales, Myrtaceae. The coding region runs from base 1 to 552 and encodes 183 amino acids. Gene Ontology annotation, biological process: defense response.
AUGGCCAACGCUCGCAAUCGCAGCUUGGAAGUGACCAUCAUCUCCGGCGAAGACCUCCGCAUCAACGGCCGUCCCAUCAAGAACAACGCCUUUGUCACCGUCAAGGCCGAGUCUCGCUGCUCGCCAUCGUCGCAUGAGUCAACCAAACCUGACGCGCGGGGCGAUAGCUACCCUUACUGGGACGAGAAGCUCCACGUGGAAUUGCCCGCGGGCUCGCCCUACGUCGUCGUUGAGGCCCACCGGAGAAGCUCCUCGGCCGGAGACAAGCUCGUCGGUAUGGCGUGGAUUCCGGUGUCGGACUUCGUCGGAGACUACACGCCGGAGAAUCACCUGCAUUUCUUGAGUUACCGGCUGAGAGACGCCAAAGGCCUGCGCAACGGGAUCAUCAAUAUCUCAGUGAGGGUCGUCACCUCGUCGCACAAAGGGGCUUCGUCCUGUUCGUCGCCUUUGCCACCGCCGGUGCUGGAGUCCAGGAUGCCGGUGGAUCGGGAGAAGCACGGCGGGACGGUGACCGGCGUGCCUGUUUGGUUUCCCAAUCAAUGGAAAUCUUGA